Messenger RNA from Drosophila bipectinata, 6233 nucleotides. Its product is annotated as protein qui-1. The record is from RefSeq and is a predicted model, not a curated record. Lineage: Eukaryota; Metazoa; Arthropoda; Insecta; Diptera; Drosophilidae. Gene Ontology annotation, molecular function: protein binding.
CACACUCUCCCCACACACGCCACACUUUCACAUAGAUACUCAAUACCAAUACAAAUAGCACACUCAAUCACAAACACAAAAACAAAUAGGUUCCGGGGGAAAAGGAUAUUCGAAAUGGCCGCUCCCAUCGACGAGAGUGUGCUGAAUGCACUGAGGGGCGUCACCUCCGCCCAGACCCGGCUGCCCAAGCCGCUCCUCAUCAAGAUCUAUGUGGCCAGCCUGAAGCACGAGUUCAACCAGGAGCGCCGCAUGCUCCUCGAGCUGGUGGGUCCGGAGCUGCAGACCCUCUACGAUGAUCGUCAAAUCGAGCUGGAAUUCGUUGACAUGCACUUUGGCACUGGCUGCCUGGAGGUGAAUCAGCUGGAGCGGGAUCCCUACAUGAUUCAUGACUAUCUCCACGAGAUUGACAUCUGCCACGCCCACACGAAGAGUGUGUUCUUUAUGGUUCUCGUGGGCGAUGGAAUCGGUCGCCUGCCUCUGCCAACGCACUUGGACGAGGACAUCUUUGCCGCCAUCCUGGCAGAUCCCCAGACAACAGCGGAUCUCGAAGCCCUCUUGGUGAAGUGGUAUGAAAAGGAUGCCACGGAAACCAAAAGGCAGCUCAAGCAGGACUAUCGACUGCUUCCCGCGGAUUCUUGGCUAAAUGAAUCGCAGCAAAUUCAAAAUUUAUUGGAGCGAGUUUUGCAAUCAAUGGUCCAGGCCAGUGCAGGACAUGCUGCCGAGUAUGUGCAAAGGAUUCAAGAACUGCGACGCACUCAGAUUGAAAGGGAAGUGAAACAGGCCAUGGCCCUAUCCAGUGAGAAAAUCCUGGCAGUUUUUCGCGAACGAGCAGCCCAAAGCAGCAAAAAGGAUGUGGAGGCCAGCGAGCGUCUGCGAAAAAUCAAGGACGAACUCACCAUGAACCUAUCCACAGAUAAUCACACGACACUGGUGGUACCUGGGAGUGCUGCCAGCGAGGCAAUUGAUCCGGAUAAUGAGGACCACGAGUCGUAUCUGAGCAAAUUCAAGAACAAGGUCACCGACAAGCUGCGCCUCCUAAUCGAGGCCCACAUAACCAAUGAUCCCGACGUAAUCAAGGGGAGGAAAAAGACUGUGCAGGAAAUCUUUCACGAGCAUGCUACUCACCUGCGCAUCCUGCGGGAGCACACGGAAAACGCCGCCUUGCUGGAGUCGCGAGUGCCACAGCAACUCCGACAGAAUCUUAUGGCCAACUUCCGGAACGGUAGCCGCCAUGCCCCGUACUUCGUCUGUGGAUCAGACGGCAGUGGCAAGAGUGCCAUUAUCAGCCAGCUGUACGGCCAGGUUAGCAGCUGGUUCGGGGCAUCCACACGCGUCCAUCGGAUGAUACGAUUCGCGAAGGCCUCGCCGAGAUCCGCCUAUAAUCUGGAACUGCUACGAGUGGUCUGUCAGCAGAUCUCCAUCAUUUUCAACAUCCCGGAGGGCUACCUGCCCAAGGAUGCCUCUUUCGAUCCGUUGUACAUCAACACCUGGUUCCAGAACCUCUUGCGGCGCAUCGAGGACAUGGGCAACGACGUGCUCUUCCUUUUCAUCGACGACCUGCAUCUGCUCAACCCGCUGGACUGCGACAUUGUGACAGCUCUGUCCUGGCUGCCCACGUCCCUGCCCUGGAACGUCCAGAUCAUCUGCAGCUCCACCACGCCCGUCGAGCAGCUCAAGUUCACGCCCAUGCAGCGGGACCGCUUCAAGUCCGGGGAAUACCAGUUCGACAUCAAUCGAGGAGACUUCUCCAGCCGCCUCAAGAUUCCGCCCCAAUGCAUUCCCGGGGAGGUGAGCUUCAGCCUGUACGUGGAGCAGCAAUUCGACCACCUGGAGCGGCACUACGGACGCCAAGCCGUGGGCAGUCUGGCGGCGUACAUCACCUGCUCCGAGUAUGGUCUUACCGAGACCGAGCUCCUGGAGCUGCUCAUGCCCACCGACGACCCGGAGACGCUCAUCGAAACCAAGGCAGGGCACUUCAGCUUUGCCACUUUUAAGAAAAUCCAUCGCGAAAUGGAUGUAUUACUCCUGCUGCACGACAAGAUCAUGUCGGGCAAGGUGCUGAUUCAGUGGCGCCACAACUACUGUGCCACGGUAGCCAAGCGGCGCUACAUGGACACCCAGAGGACGCGGAGCUUGCAUAGCGAGCUGGCCAACUUGUUUUUCCCGCAGGACGAGGACGAAAGCACCCUGGAGAACGAGUCGAAGUGCAGCGAGACCAAGUCGGUGAUCAGCAUGUGGGAGAAGGACUCCCUGUCGGCCGUAUCGGCGACAUCCACAGGUCGCAAGUCCUCAUCCACGCACCACAAUGACGACACUUCCACGUUCUACAAUCCCAUUGCCGCGGACGUGAGCUAUAGCAUGCGGCAUGUGGAGGAGAGCUGGCAUCACCUGAUGAGAUCCGAUGACACCACCCGGUUCAAGCAGAUCGCUGUCUGCAAUUUUGACUUCCUGCUGGCGGCGGUACAAACAGUAUCCAUUAGCUACUUGCGCUGCUUAAUCGAGCACGUUCGCUGCUAUAUCCUGGACAGGGACAUCGAGCUGAUCUACUACACGAUUAGAAAGUCCAGUGAUGUCCUUACCCGAGAUCCCAUGCAACUGGGCUCCCAGCUGAUAUCCUGGCUGCGUCCGAUCGGCGAACACGACGACGACGACAACUCCCUGCUGAGCAUGACGGUCCGCUCGGCCACCGCCUGGUGCGACGGGUAUGCGGUUCCGUUACUGGUGCCCCUCACCGGCUGGCUGCCCGUGCCGCUGCCCUCGCAGAUCCGCACCAUGACCGUCACCGGCACGGGCGUCAUUCGGGCCGUUUGCCUGGCCCCCUCGAAACAGCAUCUCAUCCUGGCCACCAACUCCGGCGACGUGCAACAGUGGCACAUUAUGAGCAAUUCGCUGGAGCACACAUUCAAGGGACACACUGCGGCAGUCACGUGCCUGCUGGUGGCGCCGCAGCCGGAGCAGGAGUUGUUGCUGACCGGCUCCGAGGAUAACAGCGUACUCGUGUGGCACGUCUCACUCCGCGAGCGUCUGGGUCACAUUAACGCCCACACAGCUCCCAUUACAGGCGUGGCAGCUGGCGUCAAUAACACACUCAUCAUAAGCAGCAGCGAGGAUGCAACAAUUGCCAUCACAGACCUGGCCAGCGGAAAAUUGAGACAUCGCAUAACGUACCAUCGUGGUCCUGUGACUGGCAUCCUGGUGGCCGGAGCCUGUGAUGUCCUCAUCUCGGGCAGUCACGACAGGAGCAUUUGUGUCUGGAACCUGGAGAACUUUAGCCUUCUGAACACCAUGCAUAUGUCGAGUCCUGUGCUUCGCAUUGACAUUUCCUGGAAUUCGGUCUUCCUUUUGGCCUUGUGCGAGGAUAAUGCCCUUUAUGUUCGCACACUGGCAACCGGCAAGGAGCUGCACACCCUGAAAGGACACAAGUCAAAGAUUCGAACCAUUUCGAUUGGCAAGGACAGCCAGCGGUGUGUGGUGGGCUGCGAGGAUACCCGGGCACUUAUCUACGACAUGCACUCCGGGAAAUUGGUGCGAUCCAUGCCGCCUAAUCCCGGACCGGUGACCGCCGUCCAUGCCAUGGACAACGAUGACUUCCUGGUCACGGUGGGUGGCAACAAGAUUACCUUUUACUCGUUCCGCAACGAGGAGCUCUACUUGAAUCCCUACUCGCGGCAUCCGAAGCGGAAGCGCAGCUUGAAGAGGCACGCCCAGGCUCAGAGGUCUCCCUCGACGACCCUGCCGCCCAUCACCUGCUUUGACUUGUCGCGGGACUCCCAGCAAAUGGCCAUCGCCUCCGGCCGGAGUGUCCACUUGAUGAGAAUCAAUACACCAGAGUACCAGUGCACCCUGGAAGGCCACACGGCCGGCGUGUCCUGCCUGAAGUUCGCCCCCAAUGGGGAGUUCCUGGCCACCGGCUCCGAGGAUCGACUGGUGCUCAUCUGGAACAUGGCCUUGGGCGAGAUCAGCAAUACGUUCAAAGGACACGUUGCCCCGGUGGUCAAGGUAGUGGUCCUGAUGGACUCCCUGCGUGUGAUCUCCACGGAUCGCGACUCCCUGCUGCUGGUGUGGAUGGCCCAUUCCGGAAACCUGCUGCAGACCAUCCAGGGUCCCUACAAAAACCUGGCCGUCACUAACAACAUGCGCUUCGCCGCCUCCACCAACGGGGACAACACUCUCAAGAUCUGGUCUCUGACCCAGGAGGACGAGAAGUACUCCGUCUCGCAUUCGGACGAGAUCACCUGCUUCGAGAUCAGUGCGGAUAGUGCCCACAUCAUCACGGGAUCUAGGGAUAUGUCCCUGAAAGUGUGGCAGGCAACGGGCGGCAAGCUCAGCCAGGUACUGGUGGGCCACAGCGAUGCAGUGACCUGCGUGGCCGUCUCGGUGUCUAACAAAACUCAGGUCCUGUCUGGCUCGAAGGACACGAAUCUCAUUCUCUGGGAUCUGCUAACCGGCGAAGAGGUUCACACCCUGGCCGGGCAUUUGGGACCGGUUAUUGGAGUCAAGGUCUCGGCGGAUGGAUCCACGGCCGUUUCUGGCAGCGACGACAAGACCCUGAUAGUUUGGGAAACAAAGCGGGGCCUGGCCCUGACCUCCCUGCAGAUGCAUGUGCCCUUCACCCACUUCGACAUCAGCCUGGAAGUAUCCCGGGUCCUGGUCCAGCUGGUGGACAGCUACAAUCUUCCCGUGAUCUGUUUGCACAACACUCCGGCGCAGUACGUUAAGCUGCCAACAUACUCGGGUCCCAGCAAGGAUAUAGAGGAUCUGCGACCUCAGGGUCCCAAGCGGCAAAUGAAGAGGCUCCUGAAGAAGGAGGUCUCUUUGGACACGUACACCUGGCAGAAGAAGUACGGCCACCUAACCUCCUCGGUGAUGAUGGCCCAGGUGGAUGAGCGGCUGAAGCGGCGAUUCAGUGUUUCGGCCAGCAUGGAGGAGAUCUCGAAGAUAGCCGAGACCAAGACGGGAGCCUCGCAGGCCAAUCUGGGCCCGGAGCAGGCGGCGCUGGCCCAGUCGCAGCACUUUGACCAGCUGGAGGCGCUCUGGAACAAGAGAUCUCCGCCCCGGAGACGUCACAAUGCGGGUCUUUCGCGGCAAACCUCGCUGGUGGAGGACCGACUCGAGUCCUCGGACGACGACGAGUACCAGGACGAGCGAGCAGGUAUGUUGUCCGCCUCCUACGACCAUAUCCACCUCCUUGCACGCUUGCCCGGAAUCCGAUCCCUGCACGAUGCAUGGAAGACGAACAGUCUGCGGGUGUCGCGCACCACCCGCGCCAAGUUCUAUGUGAGCACACCACCACAGAACUCCCCCCAACACUCCCACCGGGACCCGAACGAGGACCAGAACUCAGGUACCAGUACCGACCACGGACAUACCAUUGACCAGUGUACGGAUAGGGUGUCGCCGCCGGAUCUGGUGAGGGAUCUGCUGGUGGGCAUUCCCAGUCCGGAGUCUCCGCAGCGGAUCUCACUGCGCCAGCUGCUCCACUGGCCCAGUUUAAAGUCGCACUUGUGGCGCCGUCAGCGAAACUGCCAGUCCCUGGAGCCGCACAUCCGGCUUCAUCCACCCGAUCCCCGGAGUCGUAUCCGGCCCACGCCCAUCAUCCUGGUGGAGAACUAUGAUAGCCGCAAUGUCCGCCAGCUGCGCACGGAUCUCGUCCUGCACCCGCAGUCGAGUCGCGCCUCCUUCGGCCACAUCGAGGUGGCCGGCGGAGAGCAGAGUCUGGCCAAAAAGGGCAGUGCCUUCUCCAAGAGCUUUUGGCAGCGACGGUGGCGUCUCCUGCGCCGCAAAUCCCCCUCCCAGUCCGAGUCCAAUUCCCACUCGAAUAACAGCCAACACCCCGAUGCCGCCGCGGCCAAUUGCAAUGACUGUGUGGCCCAAUGACAGGAAACCACCUCCCUGACUCGAAGGACCAAUGACAGCCACACAACCACCCGUGUGGUUACCUUCACCCUGCACCACCAAACCACUUUUGUUUUCCACUCUCUGGCACACCACUGCUUUUCCGUAGUUAUGGCCGUGCUCCGUAGUUGUUUGCCAUUUUAGUGAACUUUAAAAUAUUUAUUUAAUAAAUUACCAAAAAGUUUCGUUUUAUUUGACUUGCUUGUUGAAUUUUAUAGCCAAUUAUUUUUGGUCAAAUGGCCCGUGAGAAGCCAAAAACAGGUAAGUGCACUGACAGAAAAUCAUUCCGCCCAAAAACCAAAGAAUGUGAUACAAAAAUUCUCAAAUGAGGAGCAAAA